Messenger RNA from Acanthoscelides obtectus, 1221 nucleotides. NCBI's taxonomy places the organism in Eukaryota, Metazoa, Arthropoda, Insecta, Coleoptera, Chrysomelidae. The record is from the annotation of a GenBank genome assembly.
GUUAUGUAUUUUGAUCGGUUAAUAGUGGGGAAAAAAUUCAAUUGACAGAUUGUGUCAGUUCUACGUCAACGUCAAAAUACGUCAUUUCCGCGCAUGAGCGCUCUUUCUCUUAAGGACCGCGGCGGCUACUUGUGCCUCGUAGAGUCCGGAGUGCUAGUUAUUUAAUUUAAUUUACGAAAAUGCAGGCAUUCGUGAAAGUAGUUAAGAAUAAGCAGUACUUCAAGCGUUUCCAAGUCAAAUUCAAGAGGCGCAGGCAGGGUAAAACUGAUUACUAUGCAAGGAAACGUCUUAUCGUCCAAGACAAAAAUAAAUACAACACCCCCAAGUACAGGCUGGUAGUUCGUUUCUCCAACCGCGAUAUUACCUGCCAAAUAGUUUACUCCCAGAUUGAAGGAGACAGAAUUGUAUGCACCGCUUACUCCCAUGAAUUGCCCAGGUAUGGCAUUAAAAUAGGUUUGACCAACUAUGCUGCUGCCUAUGCCACAGGUCUACUGGUGGCACGUCGUUUGCUGAAGAAACUUGGAUUGGACACAUUGUAUGAGGGCACCACUGAUGUGACAGGUGAUGAAUACAAUGUUGAAGGUGUAGACAAUGGUCCAGGAGCAUUUAGGUGUUACUUGGAUGUUGGUCUGAAACGUACUAGCACCGGAGCUAGAGUGUUUGGAGCAAUGAAGGGUGCUGUAGAUGGCGGUCUUAACAUCCCUCAUUCCACUAAACGGUUUCCGGGCUAUGACAAUGAGUCAAAAUCCUUCAAUGCAGAGGUGCAUAAAGGCCACAUUUUUGGCCAGCACGUUGCCAACUACAUGAAAACAUUGGAGGAUGAGGACCCAGAAGCAUUCAAGAGGCAGUUCAGUCGGUACAUCAAGGCUGGCAUCAAUGCUGAUCAGAUCGAAACAUUGUACAAGAAUGCUCACGCUGCAAUUCGCGCGAACCCAGAACACGAGAAGAAACCUGAAAAGGCUCCUUUGGCGAAACCCAAGAGAUGGAACCGCAGGAAGCUCACCCUGGCCGAACGCAAGAACCGCGUCGCCCAGAAGAAGGCAUCCUUCUUGGCCAAGCUCCAAGAACAAGAAGCUUGAGAUACUUUUUGUAUUAUAAGGACAUACAUGUUGUGUAUGUAAUAAACGACAAUUUCUUUCGCCUGAAUAUUAAAAUGCCCCUUCGUGUCACGUUUUCGGGUAGGAGAUAUCACUGAAGAAGAAGCAUGGCCUAACGAAGCAU